ACACCCUGACACCGCCCCUCCCCUUUCUCUCCCUCUCCCCAAAAAAGAAAAAAAGAAAAAGAAAAAGAAAAAGAAAAAGAGUUGCUAGGGUUUUCACUGCACUUGAGGUUCGUAGAGGAGAAAUUCAAAUUCAAUGCAAAGAAAUUAGAUUUUUGAACGAAAGCUACGAACUUUAAGUUCAUGGACCGCUUGCGUCCUAGGAAUCGAGCGGUCUUUUCUGGAUUUACAAAUGCCGAGGUAGUGAGUAGUCACUGGUAUUUUGCGAAGGUUAUGGAUAAGGUUUUAAAUUGCGGGUAUGGUCGCUGAUUCAUCGCAUUCCUUGAUAUUGCUGGAAAUUGCGGACAAAUGCCACUGAGGUGGCCAUAAUUGCAGUUGCGUUACAGUCAUAGACAUCCCCAUAACGGAUUGAGAAAAUGGAGAAAUUGUUAAGGGAACCUACAGGGGGAUCAUUGGGCAGGGAAUUUUACCAAAAACUGGCUCGAAGUUUCAACUAUUCCUCUGGUCGUGCUGGGAAGCCUAUCAUAAAAUGGACAGAGAUUGAAAGUUGGUUUCAGACUAGGCUCCAAGACUCACCACAAGUCCCUAGCAGUGAGUUGAUGGUUCCUAAAUGUAAGGAAGGAGAAACUAUGCAAGACCCAUCAGAGUUGGAAUUUGAAGCAAGAUCAUCAAAAGAUGGAGCAUGGUAUGAUGUUGAGGCAUUUCUAGCUCACAGAUUUCUUAGCACAGGGGAAGCUGAAGUCCAAGUCAGAUUUGUUGGAUUUGGAGCUGAGGAAGAUGAGUGGAUCAAUAUCAAAACUUCAGUACGUCAACGCUCUAUUCCUUUGGAAAGCACAGAGUGUUCCAACCUGAAAAUUGGAGACCCAGUCCUGUGCUUCCAGGAGAGGAGAGAUCAAGCAAUUUACUAUGACGCUCACAUUGUAGAGAUCCAAAAGAGGAUGCAUGAUAUUAGAGGUUGCAGAUGUCUCCUCUUAAUUCAUUAUGAUCAUGACAACAGUGAGGAAAGAGUUCGCUUGAGGAGACUUUGCCGCAGACCAAGAUCUUAGGUGUAUUUGGGAUCUCAAUUCUCUUUGACAUUCAAGGUGAGCUUUCAAACAGUCAGCAAACGACCCGUGUGCAGUAGGAAGCAACUAGCAUUGACAUUGGGUAUCGUGCUCGAUCAUGCAAAUCUCAUAGUUGAAACAUGUAAAGCCCUUUCCAUGUCCACUUAAGUUUUGGUUGGGAGUGCUGUAGAAGUUGAAUUAUGAAACUUUUGGAAAUGGUUAUAAUUGUAAGUCGGUAAGGGAAGUAUACGGUAAAAAGGAGUCAGCUUCAGCUAUGGAAUUGUUAAUACACUCGGGGGUAAAGACCUCAUUGUUGAAAAUGUAUGUUUUCGGAAUUGAAUGAUAUAAGGAAAAGAUUAAAGUUGUAUGGUUCUAUGGCGGGUAAAUAAGAGUUGAAUUACGGUUUAGUGCA
This is a messenger RNA of Glycine soja, 1452 nucleotides long. Its product is annotated as protein SAWADEE HOMEODOMAIN HOMOLOG 2-like. NCBI's taxonomy places the organism in Eukaryota, Viridiplantae, Streptophyta, Magnoliopsida, Fabales, Fabaceae. Gene Ontology annotation, molecular function: chromatin binding. The coding region runs from base 414 to 1043 and encodes 209 amino acids. The record is from RefSeq and is a predicted model, not a curated record. The transcript has 10 exons.